CGUAUAUUUAUAUAUAUUUAUCUUGUUUUGAUUGCAACAACUCCUUUCGAUAUCUCAGUCAAGCAGCACGAAAUCACGUAGUAAGUAGGUACUUUCCAAUUUCCGCCGUUUCCGGAGUUCCCGGUUCUCGCGGUGCCAUGAAGAAGAAGAAGAAGAAGACGUAUUUCGUCAUACUUCGCAGUAUCAGCAGAAAAAUAGGAUACGAUUGAUAUGACUCGCCACUCGCCAGUUGAGGAUUCGCGACCGAGAGAAAAGGGUUCGCCAUUCAAAGUUGCGAAAAGAUAUCUCUGAGAUCCAACGUCUUUCUGAUCAAGUACUAAGAAAGCAAAGCUAAUAAAUAUGAAGCAAUUUUAUUGCGUUGAUAUAAUGGGCAUUACUUUUAUCGGAAUGUUAUUUUGUGCUGGACUCGCGGAAGCGACAGGUCAAGAUGUGAUAACGUCGACGGAGCAUCCCGCGUUGGAGACUUUCGACAGUGAAUUUAUUAUGAAAGCAUGUGAUAGUAAUUGCGAAUGCAUUAAGUAUAACUGUGGAUGCUGUCAGCAUUUAGAAUGGGACGCAGUCUCAAUGGAUGGGAAGUUAUGCGUAAAUGCAAGUUAUCUAGAGAGGGAUUAUGGGGUUUCACUCACAGUGACAUACAACAACUUCGCGAUUUUUAACGAGACAAUUUCAGCUCGAAACCCACCGCCUAUUUGCUUUGGGGAGGACAUUAUAGAUGCAUUGGAUGCUGAAGUUUGCUUACGUGUUUAUGACAUAGACAUUGACGCCAAUAAGUUUCACGCGUGCUUUGAGAUUUCGGGAAAAAUAAUGAAGCUCACAGUUACUAAAAUAAAAUUAGGAUGUAUCCAGACAAAACUGCGUAACAAGAUAGACUAUAUAGAAAAUCAUUUGCCACCACUGUUUCGUAAAAAGACAGAAAAAAAUGAUAUGUUACCCAGUGUGAUUAUGGUGUAAACAACGUAACUGAAGCACAGAAUCUCUAUAAUUUGUAUAAAAUAGAUAAAAUAAAGUUUUUUCUAUUCUUUAUACUGUGGACGGUCUUUCAGAAUAUAUCAAUAUGAAACGUGC
This is a messenger RNA of Wasmannia auropunctata (little fire ant), 1065 nucleotides long. RefSeq lists its product as uncharacterized. The record is from RefSeq and is a predicted model, not a curated record. The transcript is spliced from 4 exons. Lineage: Eukaryota; Metazoa; Arthropoda; Insecta; Hymenoptera; Formicidae. Bases 340 to 951 code for a protein of 203 amino acids.